This is a messenger RNA of Ambispora gerdemannii, 1677 nucleotides long. NCBI's taxonomy places the organism in Eukaryota, Fungi, Glomeromycota, Glomeromycetes, Archaeosporales, Ambisporaceae. The record is from the annotation of a GenBank genome assembly.
AUGUCACUUCUGAAUCGGCUUAAUUCUCAUAAAAUAAAAAUUAAUCGAACGAAUGCAGCUCAAGCCAAAAUAAAUGAAACUUCUGCUAGAAACGAUAUGGAUCUAGGAAGUGCACAUUCUGGUGAGGAAGGGGAAGCGAUUGCAUUUCCGACCGUUAAGAAAGACAGAAUACUGGAACAAAGCGCUUCGGAAAAAAUCUAUCAUAAUAUUGUGGCGUGUGUUCGAAAAGGGACAAUGCAUGAAAAAGAUAUGUUAAAUCUUUUGAUCGAUUCGGACAUCACAUCUACAGUAGAACAUUUUUCUCGCAUUUUUAUGACAUAUGUAAAUGAGAAGGAACAAGAAGCUUGUCGAAUUUGGAUGGAGAUGUCUGGAGUUGAUGAAUUUGAUUUAAUAUCGAAGAAUAAGCGUCUGUGCGAGGAAAUCGAUCAAGAUGAAGAGGAAGAAAUCGAGGAAAUCGAUCACGAUGAAGAGGAAGAAAUCGAGGAAAUCAAUCACGAUGAAGAGGAAGAAACCGAGGAAGUCGAUCAAGAUGAAGAGGAAGAAAUCGAGGAAAUUGAUCAAGACGAGGAGGAGGAAAUCGACCAAGAUGAAGAGAAAAAAAUUGGUCAAGAUGAAGAGGAAGAAAUUGACAGAGAUAAACAUCUCAAAGAGAGUUUUUAUGUUAAUGCAUCUUUAAAGAAAGUGAACGGCCUUAAUGGCAUUAAUUGCAUUAAAAAAUCCGCGCAGGAUGAGAAUGGGCCAAAAAUCGAAGUUUCCCUAUAUUUCAUUGAGAAAAUAUUAAAUCGCUGCUUUGGGCGACUCCCUAAAGGGGAACCAAAUCUCCAGUUCUACCCAAUAAAAGUUGUUCAGUAUCUGAUAAAAAAUGACCUUCUACCGAACUCAAGGAUAGAAAAUGGUCUUAUGAAAGCUUUGAUCGAAAGGUGUGAUUGGGAGUCUAUAGCUUUACUCUUGCAAUUUGGUCGUGAUAUUCCAGAAAAAGAUCAAGUUUUUUUGCUUCAACAUCUGAUAACGUUAUCGAAAACAUCAAAAGUUGACGAGGGAUUUAAGAAAUUCACUGGAAUUAAUGACGGUGCCUCUUCAAAUUCGCCUCGUUCAUCACCGAUGUUACAAUAUUUUCUUCCAAAAUUAAUGUUAGCUAAACGUCAAAAUAAUUUGAUGCAAUUACAUAUGAAGCAAUUGAAAGUCGAUGAAUUACUUAUUUUAUUCGAGAUUUCAUGUACAUGGUUAGACGAAUACAUAAAUGGUAGUAAAGGCGAUAGCUCUAGAACUAUACAACUACAAAAUUCCGUUCCUAGUUUUUCUACGAUAAUUGAAUUCGUAACACUACUCGUUGACGCGCAUUUCUUGACUUUAAUACUCACCAACGAUCUCCAUUCAUCUCUUCAACGCCUAUCGAACUACACGAAUACAUCAGUGCAAAGAUGCGAGGAAAUUCGUUCAGCACAUCGUUCUGCCCGAAUUUUCUAUGAAAAGAACCAAGCUAUCGAACGACAACGCAAAGAACGAGAACAAAAUCAAAAUCCGAUAAGUAAAAAACAAAGAUUAAAUAACAAUCGGAUAAAUAAGGCUGGUGCUGUGACAAUUUUUGAUGAUCAAUACGUGCCGAAAUAUAGUAUUGAAAUGUUGAGGGUUUUUGAUGAUGCAUGGUGGAUGGAUGAUUCUGAUGAGGAAUGUUAA